This is a messenger RNA of Dryobates pubescens (Downy woodpecker), 1792 nucleotides long. RefSeq names its product pyrroline-5-carboxylate reductase 1 (gene PYCR1). The record is from RefSeq and is a predicted model, not a curated record. Gene Ontology annotation, biological process: L-proline biosynthetic process. Lineage: Eukaryota; Metazoa; Chordata; Aves; Piciformes; Picidae. Gene Ontology annotation, molecular function: pyrroline-5-carboxylate reductase activity. The transcript has 7 exons. The coding region runs from base 129 to 1073 and encodes 314 amino acids.
GCUGAUUUGCUGCUCGGCAACACCCCGCCCUGCUGCCACGCGUCACCGCCUCCCUGCGCCGCGCGCGGCCACGUGGACGGUGGCGCGGGUGCAGGUGUGCUCUGGGUGGUACCGAACCGAGCCGAACCAUGAGCGUGGGAUUCAUCGGCGCCGGGCAGCUCGCCUUUGCCCUGGCUAGGGGUUUCACGGCGGCAGGGAUCCUGGCCGCGCACAAGAUCACGGCGAGCUCCCCGGACACCGACCUGCCCACCGUGAGUGGCCUGCGGAAAAUGGGCGUGAACUUCACGGUGAGCAACAAGGACACGGUGAAGAGCAGCGAUGUCCUCUUCCUGGCCGUGAAGCCCCCCAUCAUCCCCUUUAUUCUGGAGGAGGUGGGCCCCGACAUCGAGCCGCGCCACAUCGUGGUGUCCUGCGCAGCUGGCGUUACCAUCAGCUCCAUCGAGAAGAAACUGUCUACCUUCUGCCCCACACCAAAAGUGAUCAGGUGCAUGACCAACACCCCUGUGAUUGUCCGAGAAGGUGCCACUGUCUAUGCCACUGGGACUCACGCGGAUGUGGAGGAUGGGAAGCUAUUGGAACAACUGAUGGCCAGUGUAGGCUUCUGCACUGAGGUGGAAGAGGACCUGAUAGAUGCUGUAACGGGGCUCAGUGGCAGUGGCCCUGCGUAUGCAUUCACUGCACUGGAUGCUCUGGCAGAUGGGGGAGUGAAAAUGGGACUUCCCCGACGGCUGGCAGUUCGACUUGGAGCACAGGCUUUGCUGGGUGCUGCCAAAAUGCUGUUAGAGUCUGAGCAGCAUCCUGGUCAGCUGAAGGACAAUGUCUGCUCACCUGGAGGAGCCACCAUCCAUGCCCUGCACUUCCUGGAGAGUGGUGGUUUUCGCUCACUCCUAAUCAAUGCUGUGGAGGCUUCCUGCAUCCGGACAAGGGAGCUGCAGCAUGUGGCAGACCAAGAGAAGAUCUCCCCAGCAGCCAUCAAGAAGACUUUGUUGGAUAAAGUGAAGAUGGAGUCUCCUUCUCUGUCCAGCAAAGUCAGCCUGUUCACCAAUAAGAGCCCAAGCAGCAAGAAGAACUGACCAGACUGCUGUAGCCUGCUUCUGGUGAACACCAGCCUCUUCUGUGCCCUUUCCAUUCUGUCUAAGGAAAAACACUCACUUUGAAUGUUGGUGUUCCCCAUGCCUGGCUCCUAGCUUGCAGCAGCUAUGGGACAGUGCAAUGCUGUAGAAAAGGGUCUUUAACCUGUAGUAGGCUUGGUGCAAACUGUCCCUGGCAUUGCUGUUCUCUCUUGGGCAGGACUAAUGCCAUCAUCAGAGCUUACUCAAGGGCACUGUUUGUACAGAAGCCUUGGUUACUUCUAGGACUCAGGCAGUGUUUGUGAUGUCCAAUGCAGAAAUGGUUUCUAAUAGGAUUUUACAAAGAGUUUUCAGAAUGCCUUUUAGCUUCAAAGGUUGAAACCAGACUUAGAUCUCUCUUGCCUCAUCUUGCAUCUGCUGUCAGAGCUUGGGUCUUUGUCAUUGCUGGCUAGAGCAGGUACUGCAGUACAAAUGCAGUGCUGCACAUUCCAUGAGAGACUGGGCCUAAAGCCUCUCAGAAGGGAUCAAAGUGCCUCUGCCCCAUCUUUCAUCUGCCUUGACUGGGAGACAGAUGGUGUGAAUCUCUGGACCACAUUCCAUUUCUCUUUGGUGGCUGCCUCUCUGCUUUGUCUGGUUUGGGGAAUCCUGGACUGAUCUUGCUGUCCCAUUUUUUGCUGCUAGCCUGGCUUACGUGGUUGGACCAGCUGGGGGUGCAGUGACUG